Molecule: messenger RNA, 903 nt
Organism: Penicillium oxalicum
Lineage: Eukaryota; Fungi; Ascomycota; Eurotiomycetes; Eurotiales; Aspergillaceae
Product: SUR7/PalI family protein
Exons: 3
Coding region: 1-903 (300 amino acids)
Biological process (GO): fungal-type cell wall organization
Cellular component (GO): cell cortex of cell tip; plasma membrane
Source: RefSeq, a predicted model, not a curated record
AUGCGCGUUCAUGCAAGAAACAAACUCGAUUUCAUCUUUUCAGUCGUGUCGCUGUCUAUUUCCAUCGGGACUCUCAUCUGUCUGGCCAUUGUUUUCGCCGGAUGUACGUCCUCUUCGUCACCGAGUAAUCUCUAUUUCAUGAAGGUCAAUCUGACAGAGUUCCCUAAGCUCGGGAAUCUCGACCUUCGUCGGUCGGUGAAUGUCAUAAGAUCCGAUAUCUCUGAUAUUUCAGGCACAGUCACGAGUGAGGCCACCAAGGUGGGGGAGAGUGCAGCAGAUGGUGUCACUCAAGCAAGCGCAACUGUGCAGGCGGCAGUGGGCCAAGUGAGCAGUAAAGUGGAAUCUAUCUCCAAUGAACUCAAAGUGAAGCUCCCGGGGUACUAUUCUGUUGGGCUCUGGGGUUACUGCCAAGGAGAAAAGGGUGGUGCCCAUUAUUCAAAUUGCUCGAAGCCCAGCACUUCAUUUUCGUUCGACCUUGUGGAUAUCUUCCGUUCGGCCGCACCAGAGAUGGACAACGUGCUUCCUAGUGAAGGCAACAAAAUCCUUUCUGGAUACCAUAAUCUCGCAAAGUGGUCUAUAUCAACUUACAUGGUCGGCUUUAUUGCAACAGCUUCUGCGUUCGUAUUGGGCAGCAUGACAAUACUCUGUUCGCUGGGGGGCAAGUGGUGCCAGAUACUGCUCGUUCUCUUGUCUACGGUGGCAACUAUCUGUAUAAUUGCUGCAUCCGGGUUGAUCACAGGAAUAUACCUACCGACCACCGGGGCUGUGCAAACUGUCCUUGGGAGUUUGGGCGCGCACGCCAGCAUUGGAGCACGCAUGUUCACGGCCACAUGGCUGGCAGUAGGCUUCUCCGUUCUGACCUGGCUGGCAUGGUUGAUCAUCUUAGUGUGCUGUUGUAUUUGA